Messenger RNA from Brassica rapa (field mustard), 2727 nucleotides. Its product is annotated as guanine nucleotide-binding protein subunit gamma 2. Gene Ontology annotation, biological process: G protein-coupled receptor signaling pathway. The record is from RefSeq and is a predicted model, not a curated record. NCBI's taxonomy places the organism in Eukaryota, Viridiplantae, Streptophyta, Magnoliopsida, Brassicales, Brassicaceae.
UUCACCCUGCCUUCUCCCAGGGCCGGUUUUGAUCCAAUAAACAUAAAAUGUUUGGGAUCCACUUUGAUUUUCGUAGUAUUUCUGGUUAAAAUCUUCAGUUGUACUUACAGUCCCAAGUUAUGGUAAUACGAUCAACCUUCAUUAAAAAAUUUUAGUUUUCGUUGCUGCUGUUGACGACUCUAAUUAAGGCCACAGGCUCAUGCUAGCCUUGAAUGUACUAUAGUCCCUUAUAUGAAUGUUUCUUUCCUUUAUGUUGAAUUAACAUCCAAAUUCAAAAGUUGGGUCAUGUGUGACUACAAUCCCAAGUUACAAGAAUAAAUGUAACCAGUCCCAAUAAAAAUCUACUUUUCAUUGCUUUGAUGACUUCUAUUUAUUUUCCUUUCAAUAAGUUGUAAAAAGAAAACAAUUGUCCCAUUAAAAUUCCUUACUUGAUAGAUAGAUCAUUUCUGAAUUAUUGAUUUAUAUCAAAAGUGAAAACCUUGAGUUGUGUAUAUCAUAACGCAUAAGAUCUCUUUGAAGUAACCUUUUAACAAAAAUCGUUGUUAGAUUGUCGUCCAAGGCUUCAAGGCACAUGUGUGCUCUUUUUUUUCCAAAGUUUGGUGCAAAUCAAGCAACCUGCAAUAAGCAAAAACAGAAAACAAAGCAUUUUAGAAAAGUGUCGUUUUAUCAUAUGUGAUCAAAACAUUGUUUAUCACAUCCAAAAUCAUAUAUGGCUUGUUUUUCUUCUUUUAAAAAAUAUAUAUAUAUAAUAAACUUUUUAUUCUUCUUAUGACAUAUAGAAAGGGAGUUUGUACUUAGAUAUUCUUUCUUUUUACAUUUUAGAUAAUUUUUCUUUUAGAGUACUACAAUUUGUCUCAACACUUUCUAAUUGUGCAUUUUUUUUUGGAUUGGUCUCAAAAUUUUGAAUUGCGACAAUAAUCCAUGAUGCAAACAAAUGACUAUUAAAUACAACUCAAAGCAUGUGAAUGUUCCAUGCCAAUGUUAUCAAACUGGUGCAAGUUUACAAAGAAUUUAAAUUAUAAACCUCAGCAAGCAUGUGUGCCAUAUUGCCAUAUAUACCAUAACCAUAUCCACUUGAGUGCUUGAGACAUAUCAUGUAAAGAUACAUGUAGCUUACACAAACAUCUAGUGGAAACAGGACAAAAUGUUAAUCUUAUAUAAACUGUAAAUGCAAAGAGGGUUGUGCAUUUUUGCUGUUCUUUCGUUUUACUUGGUUACAUUCUUCCACACCCCUUACCACUUGCGUCUAUGCGUCUCUUUAGGCUGAUGGAACUCUUGAAGUAGUAGAAUGGGCUAAUGUUGAAAGUUAUAGCCCUUAUUGGGUCAUUCCGAACAUAAGGCAACGCUAAAGCGAAAGAGAAAGAAGACGUGGGGUCAAUCACGUGGCAGUCAGAGGUUGGGUUGGGGUCCAUCUAUUUGGGGAAAGACUCGAUUCAAGGUUUGGCAUCUAUUGCAUUAAGAACUGAAGAAACAGCGUACAUGGUCAAACUUUGACCAGAGCUAGUCACACAUACCCUACAGUUUACUCCUUCCCCUACGCGCUUUUGGUGCACGCGAGGUCAAACUAAAGUAGCCCGUUGCUAAAGAAAAAUCAAAGUGUUCAACUCUAAAACAAGCAACAACAGAAAAACAGAGUUGAAAAAAAUUAUUUAAGACUAUAAUAAGUCGAAUGGUAAAUAUUCUACUUAAAUACUUAAAAAGUCCAGACAAAUAUUGAAAUUGGUGAAAAGUUACCGUAAAGAGUGGUGACGCUAUCAUUUACACUUCAUUGGGCCACAAACAGGCCCAUAAAGCACCGAAUCGGCGCGUGAGUAUAUGAUAUGAAAUCUAAAUUUUUCUGAGGAGACAAAAAAGAUAAUCAUUUACCUUUUCUUCUUUCCGUCGCCUUUCUCUCUUUUUCAAAAAAACCUUUCGAUCAUCGGAAAAGCUCUUUUCGAAGUCUCGCCCAACUAUUGUAUUAGUAGUUGAAUUUUUUAAAAAAAAUAUUCUAUUGAAUUCCAUCUACUCUUUCUCUUUGUGUAGUCACUGAGAUCUGAUUGUUUCUCAAGCUUUGUAGUAACAAUCAAUGGUGGGUUUUUGUGUAAGGUUUAUGAGUAACUUUUUGUCGUUUUGAGUAAAAGUUGUUGCAGUCCAUUUUGGAAAAAAAGGUUGUCUUUCUUCUUCUCUGUCAUUGGAUUAUCUCAACCAAUUCGAAUGGAAGUGGGUAGCUCGAAUUCGUCGGGUCAGCAGCUAUCGGGGCGGGUCGUUGAUACAAGAGGCAAACACAGGAUCCAUGCCCAACUCAAUAGGCUCCAACAAGAAGCUCGCUUCUUAGAGGAAGAGCUGGAGCAGCUUGAAAAGAUGGACAAAGCCUCAGCUUCUUGCAAAGAGUUCUUAGACAGUGUUGACAGCAAACCAGAUCCUCUUCUUCCCCUAACAAUAGGGCCAGUGAACGCGACAUGGGAUCAAUGGUUCGAACGUCCCAAAGAAGCAAAACGAUGUGGAUGCUUCAUUCUCUAAUCUUCAUUUCCUCCUACUCCUACGUCGUUACCUUUUUCUCCAUGUCUCUUCUUACAAGAGUUUGCGGUAUUGUUUUUCAUCACCCGGCGGUUUAAUUGAUGUAAUUGGCAAAAAGAAAAAAAAAAUCAUUUGUGCAGAUAAAAUCUGUUGAUAUUGUGUCUUGAUCUUGAAUUUACAAAGAACCACAGUGACAAAGUCUGAAACAAAGGCAAUAUUCUUUUUCUUUUC